AUGACAAAUCACAGUGAUCGUUUUAUGGAGACCUUUGCCUCAGGCAAGCCAUCGAAGCUUGACGAUUUAGAGGUGAAAAGGCAGCAGGUGAUCUUGGAAUAUAAUCAGAAUAUGCUCAACGAGCUCUUGAGAGAGAACUCACUGCGACCUGUCAAAGUGAGUCAAGUUAACGUUCUCGGAGACAAUUUGCAAUUUCGAGAUAGAUUUCUUGCACGUCAGUUACAACCCUUGUUAAAAAAUCCAGGUUUAUUGACUUUAAAGUCAUUUUUACAGAAAGUCGAUACCACAGCUUACAAUUUUACGAAAACGACAGCAGUUGAGCAAGUAACUUCCAAAAUUGAUUCAACUGCUCUUAAGUCACCAGGAAGUUCUCUUGAUACGCUUGAGCUAGUGGCCAAUGUGAAGAUCAAGCCAGUGAAAAAGCUAUUCAUGAAAAUUGGCACCAAUGUUGGUAACGGAGAAGGAGACGGCUAUCUAUCGCUUCAAUGGCGCAACAUUUUCGGUGGUGCAGAAACACUUACCUUUGAUACCAAUAUGGCUUCGAAUCAGAUUGGCACUAGGAACAGAUCACAAUAUCUUUUGGAUUAUAGUAUGCCAAUAUUAAACAGCCCAGAUCACAAGAUUGGCAUCCUGCUUUACCAUUCUUCCAGAUUCAUAGAUUAUACCACUUAUCAUGAGCAGAUUGUUAGCGGGGUUACCACGAAAUUAUCAACUAAUUACCUCCCUUUUGAAAAUCGCUUUAACCAAGAGCUUACAUUCGAGAAUCUCAUACGGACAAUGAGUCUCGAGCCAUCUCCAAAUGGCUACCGCAAUAAUUCUCUGAUUAAUGACUAUUUUUUGUUCAACGCUGGAGAGUCUCCAAAGUCGAGCGUUGUUUACUCGGUGUCCCACGAUACAAGAGAUCAGCCAAUUUUUCCAACUUCGGGACAUCUUUUCAAGUCUACCAUUGAGUAUUCGUUUCUUCCUGCAUCUACUUUCUUGAAGACAACUCUGCAGCUUUUACAAGCCUUCAAGAUCAGCAAUUCUUUGAGCUUGAGCAUGACUAUGAAACUAGGAUUCAUCAAAGGCCUGAACAAUGCUCUUAUUCAUCCGAUGGAUAAGUUUCAAUCGGGUGGACCUAACGAUAUCCGAGGAUUUUGGACAUCAGGCAUAGGACCUAAGCAAAUGGGACUGAGUAUUGGAGGUGACGCAUCUUCCAGUUACGGGCUCAGUCUGUUCCAACGUAUACCGUUUCUGUCAUCUGACUCCAACUUCAAGCUUCACUACUUUCUGAAUUCAGGUAGACUGAUUAAUUUGGACACCUCCAGAACUGGCUUAUUCAGUUUAUUCAAUCAGCUGAAUACCACGGCAGGGUUUGGAAUUGUAUAUGCUCAUCCGGCAGCUAGAUUUGAAUUCAACUUCACUCUGCCGAUCGCGAUACAUAACGGCGAUGAAGUGCGCAAAGGUAUCCAAUAUGGUAUCGGUUUAUCGUUCUUGUAA
Ogataea haglerorum is the source of this 1479-nucleotide messenger RNA. RefSeq lists its product as uncharacterized. NCBI's taxonomy places the organism in Eukaryota, Fungi, Ascomycota, Pichiomycetes, Pichiales, Pichiaceae. The record is from RefSeq and is a predicted model, not a curated record. Gene Ontology annotation, biological process: protein insertion into mitochondrial outer membrane. The coding region runs from base 1 to 1479 and encodes 492 amino acids. Gene Ontology annotation, cellular component: outer membrane; SAM complex. The transcript has a single exon.